GAAGAUGCAGAGCAGAGCCCCAGCUGACCUGCAGUGGACACAUGAGGCUGGAUGUCGGGCAGCUGAAGGGUGAUGAGUCUUCUGCUGGAAUUAAAGCCUGCUGUGAUAUUAAUGAAGAACCACCAGUGGGUUUGCUGGAAGGGGGAAAUUUGGAGACAGACACAUGCAUGGGGAGAUGCCAUGUGAAGACUUGAGUUCUGCUGCCACAAGCCUAGGAACCAUUAGAAGCCAGGAAAGAGGCCUGGAACAGCUCCUUCCCCAGCACCUUCAGAGGAGCAAGGCUCUACCAACAACCUGAUUUUGAACUCCUCGCCUCCACAACUGCGAGACAAUAUAUUUCUGUUGUUUUAAGCCACCCAGCAUGUGGUACUUGGUUACAGCAGCCCUGGCAAACGAAUACAGGUUUGUGGGACUGUAUUUUUAGAGAUGGAAAGGAGAACCUCAAGCGGAAGGAAGAGCAUGAGCUUACUAGGGUGUUCUGUAAAAAUUACAGUGUUCCAUAAAAAAUCAGUAUGAGUUUGAAGUGCCACCAUCUCAACUUGUCUGAGAAGCACUGUUUGUCCUUGCACAAAAAGGGUCAGCUCAUGCACCGCUAUCAGGAGCUGGACGCGGACGGAGACGAGGACCAGGGCGAGGGCGAGGCGGUAUCCGAGGAGUCCUCAGAGUCCGAAAUGCUGAAUUUGGAGGAGGAGUUUGAUGGGGUCCUGAGAGAGGAGGCUGUGGCCGAAGCACUCCAUCACUUGGGGCGCUCAGGCUCUGGGACUGAGCAAGUCUACCUCAAUCUAACUUUAUCAGGUUGUAAUUUCACUGAUGUUAGCAUUCUCUGUGGAUAUGUUCACCUACAGAAGUUGGAUCUUUCAGCGAAUAAAAUUGAAGAUUUAUCUUGUGUGAGUUGUAUGCCUUAUCUCCUAGAACUUAAUGCUUCUCAAAAUAAUUUGACUACAUUCUUCAAUUUCAAGCCACCCAAAAACCUCAAGAAAGCGGAUUUUUCCCACAACCAAAUUUCUGAAAUUUGUGAUUUGUCGGCGUAUCAUGCUCUCACUACACUAAUUUUGGAUGGCAAUGAGAUAGAAGAAAUCAGUGGACUAGAGAUGUGCAACAAUCUAACUCACCUUAGUUUGGCCAACAACAAGAUCACGACAAUUAAUGGCUUAAACAAGUUACCAAUCAAAAUACUUUGUCUGAGCAAUAACCAGAUUGAGACGAUCACAGGUUUGGAGGAUCUGAAAGCCCUGCAGAACCUCGAUCUGUCCCACAAUCAGAUAAGCAGUCUCCAAGGCUUAGAGAAUCAUGACCUCCUGGAAGUGAUCAACCUGGAGGAUAAUAAGAUUGCUGAGCUGAGAGAAAUAGAAUACAUUAAAAAUUUACCCAUCCUUCGAGUUCUCAAUCUUCUAAAAAAUCCAAUUCAGGAAAAGUCUGAAUAUUGGUUCUUCGUAAUUUUUAUGCUUCUGCGGUUAACAAAAUUAGAUCAGAAGAAGAUUAAAGUGGAAGAAAAGGUUUCAGCAGUGAAUAAAUAUGAUCCUCCCCCUGAAGUGGUUGCAGCUCAAGACCACCUGACCCAUGUUGUCAACAGCAUGAUACAGCCGCAGAGGAUCUUUGACAGCACUCUUCCCAGCCUGGAUGCCCCUUAUCCUAUGCUGAUACUAGCUGGUCCUGCAGCUUGUGGGAAACGAGAACUUGCCCAUCGCCUCUGUAGACAGUUUAGCACUUACUUCAGAUACGGGGCCUGUCAUACCACAAGACCGCCUUACUUUGGAGAAGGGGAUCGAGUUGAUUAUCAUUUUAUCUCUCAAGAAGUUUUUGAUGAAAUGGUAAACAUGGGGAAAUUCAUUCUAACAUUUAGUUAUGGUAAUCACAAGUAUGGAUUAAAUAGGGACACCAUAGAAGGUAUUGCAAGAGAUGGUUUGGCAAGCUGUAUUCAUAUGGAAAUAGAAGGUGUAAGAAGUUUGAAAUAUUCCUAUUUUGAGCCUCGUUAUAUCCUGGUGGUGCCCAUGAACAAGGAAAAAUAUGAGGGAUAUUUGCGGAGAAAAGGAUUAUUCAGUCGUGCAGAAAUUGAAUUUGCUGUCUCCAGAGUGGACCUUUAUAUUAAAAUUAAUCAGAAUUUUCCGGGAUAUUUUGAUGCAGUAAUCAAUGCAGAUGAUCUGGAUGUUGCCUACCAAAAACUGAGUCAGCUCAUUAGAGAAUACCUUGGAUUGACUGAGGAACCUGCCAAGAGUUUGGCUACAACUGCAGCAGGAGCUCCCUCUAGCAAGAAGACUGUCUCUGGGGUACCAGCACACCUGGUUCCAUCUCCCAGGCGCUUGGCAAAACUGCAAGCAGAUGGCCAGAUGACAGAGCAGCUCUCUGGAAUGCAAAUUCAUGCCAAGGACCUAGAAAAUGAGAGCCUAACUUCUGCCCAGAACCAAGAGCUGGCUCAGGAUGGAGAAACCCAUCAAAAAGCACUUUCUCCUGACAGCCCUCUCAAUCCUGAGCUCCCUCAACACCUCAGUUCAUCGGCACCGGGUCUUCCUCAGCAGGCCCAGGACCUAUCCCUAAACCUGACGGAAGAGGAUGUCCAACAGUCAGAUCUUCCUCUAAAACAAAUAGCCACUGAGACAGAUGUCCCUGAGGUGGAAGCCAGUGAGGUGGGGCAGUCUCCCAUCACCCCUACCCUGGCACCUCCUGCGUACCCUUCCCCUCCCCCAUCCCACGGCCCUCAGCCAGGCCAGGACGAGGAGUCAGGGGAGGCCCAGGUAACCCCCACUGGCCCUCCUCUGUCUGAACCUCCACAGGGACCUGGCCCCACUCCCCUCAGCCCUCAGAGAAUUCAGGAUGAGGAAACUGAGUCAGACAAACUUCCACCCAGCAGUUCCCACCAUGAUCCUCCAAAAGAUUCUUCCCACCCUGACUUGGUGCAGAAACUUGCUGGAGAUUCUCAGCAAGCUCUGAAAGAGGAAACCUCCAAACCGGAAGCCAUCUGGGUCAGUAUCCCUCACCCAGAACUGCCACAUUCCCAGGACUUAGCAACAGAUACCAAGCAGCCCCAGGCCAGGGAAGCCCCAGGGACCUUGCUUCCUAGAAGCCGGCUGGCUCCUACUCGGCUGCCUCAGCCUCAGGUGCUGGCUCCCCUCCAGAGCAGGAGGCCCACACCCAAACUCCUAUCGCCCAGCAGGGAAGAGGCUUUAGGAACAACCUCCGAUCAAACCAUGACUCUCUCUCCCAGGCUUCCACCAACCCGGGAAGCAGACACCAGUAAACUUCCUCCCAUCAGCCCUCCGCACUCAAAACCACCACCAAAUCUGAACCCCCAGGCAGCCCACAGUCCUCAGCAAGUCCAGGAAGAGAAGGUCAGUGAGGUGAAACUCCCUCUUAUCAGUCCUCGCAGCCAAGAGCAAGCAGCACCUCGCAUCCUCAGUCCCGCCCAGGAGGAGGCAGCUCAGAAAGUGAGGCUCCCUCACAUUCCUGCUCCUCUCCUGGAGCCAGGGCUGCCCCAGAACUCGGGGACUCAGCCUGAUCCAAGGCCUGCAAAGGAAAGGAAAGCUCCCCAAGCAGGUGGCUCGUCCAGGAGGAAGAUUCCAGACAUGCAGGCCUCACCCCACAACCAGGGGCCACUUCAGCAGACAGGGGCUAGGAAAAAAAAACUUCCCCAUCCAGAAAGGGACAGCUGGAGGACUGGCACCUCUGGAAGAGGUACCGCCUGGGAGCCACCAGCCAGCCUCGCAGCUAGAACCCCAUGAUCAGCCAGCUCCCACCAUGGUGCCCGACCAUCCCAACCCCAGCCCUCCUCUUGUUUCUUGUCUAAGCUAGUAUUUCAGUGUGUAACUGUUACAAACUAGGGCCAUCCGAGCAACCAGAGAAGCCAAGUCCAUACACCAGAAAUUCCUGAGCCACCCCAUGCCGAGCCAUCACCUAAGACCCCCAACUACAAGAAGAUAAAAAAACAACUCCAGAAAAA
Molecule: messenger RNA, 3934 nt
Organism: Symphalangus syndactylus (siamang)
Lineage: Eukaryota; Metazoa; Chordata; Mammalia; Primates; Hylobatidae
Gene: LRGUK
Product: leucine rich repeats and guanylate kinase domain containing
Cellular component (GO): cytosol
Molecular function (GO): protein binding; GMP kinase activity
Source: RefSeq, a predicted model, not a curated record